AUAAAAACAAACAUACAAAACCCCCCACCCACAUUCAAUUAACAGCCAGUAACAGGGGACCCUAAAGAAACAUGUAACACCAAAGGGUUUAUGGGAAAGGUCCCUUGUAACCCCUUGUAACCAAGUUUAGAAUGUAGGUACGUCUUCCUGUGACCUUGAGGGAGAACAUCAGGACUUGAGGCAUCAGGCCAAACUCCUCAUCCGGUCACGGUGAGGAGGGUUGGUGCUAACUGCCUGAAGACCACGCCAGGACUGCUUUUCCAUCUGCUGCCUGACCUCCUCCCUCCCUCGCGCACAGCUUUCCAAGCCUCUGACCCACGUCCCACCUAUACUGCAGGAUGCAGCUGCCUGCGGAGGCACACGACAUUCACCAGCUUCCAAACAGAAGGCCAAGGGCUCUCCUUGAUUAGCAUCUUGUUCCUUUUCAUCCUUUCCUGCAUUUUCCUGGUUGACAUUUUGUACUGCCUGUUCCUCUUCGGACACCAUUGCUCCUGGGCCUCUCCUUGUGGGCUCUUCUUCCUCUUUGUAGCAGAGAGAAUGAACCCCCAAGACGCUUCCACCUGCACAUCUCCCCCCUCUGUCUCCGUUUGGGGAUCACCCCUAGCCCGCAGACCCUUGGGGCUACCGGGAGCAGGUACUGAGAAGGGGUGGGAGCAAGCCAGGGCUGGGUUUCUGUUUUCUUUUUUUGUUCACUUUCGUUUUGCUUUUUAAAAAAGAUUUCAUUUCUUUAUUUGAGACAGAGAAAGAACACAAGAUCGGUGGAAGAGCCAGAGGGAGAUGGAGACGGACAGGCAGACUCCCCACUGAGCAGGGAGCCCAGCCUUUGGGCUUGAUCCCAGGACCCCGAAAUCAUGACCUGAGCUAAAGUCAGAUGAUUAACCAACUGAGCCACCCAGGCGCCCUUUGUUUUGUUUUUAAUGGGAGGAAUAACAACGAAGGAGAAUGAUCUGGCAAAGAGGAGGAAGUGGGUGGUGCAGGAGAAAGAAAUUGCUGGAAGGAUAUGCCUUAAGUGGACAAGAUGAAGGGCAUAAGUAGCGGGUUGACCUUGGCUGGCAGCAGGGACAGACAGUCCAGUGUCAUAGACAGAAGGCAAGUGGUCAGCUGGGGGUACUGGGGAGGUGCAUAGAGAAGGACUGGUGGUCAUCCAGGAGGGUGGGAGAGAAAAUUGAUAGUGGCAUCACAGGUGGCCCAAGAGCCCCCCUGAGAAUCGUGGUCAUGGUGUGGCUGUGAGCUUUCUCUUGCAACAUGUUCAGCUGUUCGGGGCAGCACAGAGAAGAUGGGGGUGUAGCAUCUGAGCUGAGCCAGGAGAGAAAAGUCUGGGGGAAGCAUAUUUUAGGCAGUGGGAACAGCAACUGCAAAUGUCCCGCAGUGGGGGACAGCUUGGUGUCCAGAGGAAGAGAAAGAAGCUGAUGCGGUUCAAUCAUGGCCUGGGCAUGUGCUUCAGCUUCCAGUCGAGCAUCACCGUGCUGGGCUUCUACUUCCACCACCACCGGGCUCUGGCCAACGCUCUCGCUUCGGUGGGCGUGUCCCUGGGCAUCACGCUCUGGCCACUGCUCUCCCGCUACCUCCUGGAGGACCUGGGCUGGAGGGGCACCUUCCUUGUCUUCGGCGGCGUUCUUCUCCACUGCUGCGUCUGUGGGGCCAUCCUGAGGCCCGUGGCCACCAGCGUGGCCCCUGAGACCACAGAAGAGGCGCCGCCCCCACCUUCCAAGGCUCCUGCUCCCGGCUGCCUGGCGGCGUGUGGUCGGGCCAUCCAGCGCCACCUGGCCUUUGAUAUCCUGCGGCACAACGCGGGCUACCGAGUGUACACGCUGGGCGUUAUGUGGAUGAUCCUGGGCUUCCCGCUGCCGCACGUCUUCCUGGUGCCCUACGCCAUGUGGCACGGGGUGGACGAACACAGGGCGGCCCUGCUGAUCUCCAUCAUUGGCUUUAGCAACAUCUUCCUGCGGCCCAUGGCCGGGCUGGUGGCGGGCCGGCGCGACUUCGCGGGCCACCGGAAGUACCUGUUCAGCCUGGCAGCCCUGCUCAAUGGCCUCACCAACCUGGUGUGCGCCGCGUCGGCCGACUUCCGGGUGUUGGUGGGCUACUGCUUGCUGUACAGCGUGUCCAUGAGCGGCGUCGGAGCCCUCAUCUUCCAGGUCCUCAUGGACAUCGUCCCCAUGGAUCGGUUCUCUAGCGCCCUGGGCCUCUUCACGGUCCUGGAGAGCGUCUCCAUCCUCAUCUCCCCGCCCCUGGCUGGGCUCCUCCUGGACACCACCAACAACAACUUUAGCUACGUUUUCUACAUGUCAAGCUUCUUCCUUAUAUCAGCUGCCCUCUUCAUGGGUGGCAGCUUCUGUGCCCUGCAGAAGAAGGAGAGGCCAGGCAAGCCGGCCGAGGCAGAAGGAGCCAUCACGGAGGUGCCCUCAGAGCAGGGCCUCAUGGUGGAGGACUCACGUGGUUCCAAGAAGCAGCUGUACACAGAGGUCAUGUAUGUGACCAGCGUCUGAGCCCUGAGGUCCAUGAGUGACCACUGCCGCAGCCCAGGAAUGUGAUGUCCAGCUGCCAGGGGCUGGGGUGAGGGGCUGCCCAGGAAGCCCAAAGCCAGAAGCCUCCCUAGGCUCUGCACACUGGGACUCAGCCAGGAGCUGGGACCUUGGAGGCUGGCCUCCAGUAACUCAGAGCUCCUUCCAACCAGCAGAUCCAGGAGCAGGUCCUCCUGACUUUUUCUCUGGGGCACCAGCAUACCUGGAGCCUAGGAAAGUGAGUCUAAACCCUGCUUGGGUCUGUCACAGCCGGCUCAGCCCAGUGGGCUGCCCAGUACUGUUGCUGCCACCUGACACACUGGACCCUCCAGUCUAGCCUGGAUGUCUCCGAUGUGAUCUCUUUGUCCUUCUUCGGCCUCCAGACAGUUCCAGAGAGUUUACCCCUCCUCCAAGGCUCUCUGCCCCUUUUCUUCCCAAGGGCCCGGGCACAGGUUGUUGGGCCUCAUGCUGACUGGAACCUUGGGAAGAAGAACCCCCUGAAAGAAUGAGCUGGGACCGGCAGUGGUGGACAGCCAGGCUGAGGGGUUAGCAUGGACACAGGACACGGACAGAUUAACGGUUGGGGAGAGGACCCAACCUGGUGUCUGGGCGAAGGACUGGAGGGCAGCCCUUGGCGUGGGUCCUAGAAUCACUGAAGUCUGAGGGGUCCCCUGCACUCAGCAGUGCCUGCUGUAAGGUCUCCCUCCCUCCUGUGCCCCUGCCUUGUAUCUUGGUCAUAAAGCUGCGUGGUGGCGUGGGGAAAAGCCUGACAUUUGAGUGAGCAGGGGAGCAGAAGGUUUGCUAGGCAGGGCAGGAGACCUCUGGGAAAAUGGAGCUGUUUUGCAACAGAAGCCUUCUCUCCCUCUCCUGCCCUCCUCUCCCUACUGUGUCAGAGGUGUCCACCCUAGGGUAAGUAGCUGGCUGGGCCAGCUGCCAGCCCACCUCCACUCCCCAGGGGGCUUCUGCCUGUGGUGUGGAGGUCAGUGCUCCCCACACACAUACUCUUUUUUGCUGGCAAGGUUCCUGAGGUCAUCACUUGGGGGCUGGCUGUCAUCAGCCCAAGCUUGUCCCAGCAGGGUACCACCUGAGGCAAUGGAAACACAGAGUUUGUUUGAAUAACAGACAAAAACGUUCCUGCAGCAGGUUAUAAACCCUGUAAACUAAUGAAGCUUGAAAACAGGCCUCGAGUACUCCCUUCCCUCCCCCUUUAGUUCUCCCUGCUCAGCAGGCUCUGCUGUGACCCAAGGCCUUGUUUGUUGAUUCAGGCUCAGCCAGGCUCCAACAAGAAAUCCUUAUCAGGAAAAUAAAAUUUUAUUUGCUUGACCUGA
Messenger RNA from Mustela lutreola (European mink), 3832 nucleotides. RefSeq names its product solute carrier family 16 member 5 (gene SLC16A5). The transcript has 3 exons. Lineage: Eukaryota; Metazoa; Chordata; Mammalia; Carnivora; Mustelidae. Gene Ontology annotation, molecular function: monocarboxylic acid transmembrane transporter activity. Gene Ontology annotation, biological process: monocarboxylic acid transport; transmembrane transport. Gene Ontology annotation, cellular component: membrane. Bases 1359 to 2489 code for a protein of 376 amino acids. The record is from RefSeq and is a predicted model, not a curated record.